Molecule: messenger RNA, 3026 nt
Organism: Xenopus laevis (African clawed frog)
Lineage: Eukaryota; Metazoa; Chordata; Amphibia; Anura; Pipidae
Exons: 12
Coding region: 411-2804 (797 amino acids)
Source: RefSeq, a predicted model, not a curated record
GGGAAUUUAUCCGCUUAAUAAUAAUAAUAAUGGAUAACUCUCAUAUUAUAGAACGCCUCUUUUUGCAAAAAGUAACUAGAGUUUACCUCGCUGAGAAAUGUUUUUCCAUGUAGAUAUUAAAAUAUGAGUAUUAAAACAGCUGAACGUCGUUGUAAUUACAUUUCUUAAUUAAUCGACUUGUGAAAAGUAGUUCUAUUUCAUAUUCCAAGGUCCCUUGCUCAUUUUUUGUUUCCUCACAGAAGGCAGUGCCCCUCGGCUGUAGAUGGUGCGGGCGGUUGCUAUGGUUUCCAGUACACACUGCCCAUGGAAACUGCAGUGGUUCAGUCCAACAGAAGGUGGGUCUGUGGCACUGGGAAAGGACAGGGAAUAAGUUAGUUUCCCUGAGGUGAGGGUGGAGGAGCCGCUGUGAGAUGAUGCCCGUCCUGAACCACCUGGGCUGCUCUAUGCCCGCCUUUCCCAGCGCCCACGAUGGAGACGUCACGUUGGUGAUUGGUACGUUGGAUGGAGACCCGGUGAAGUUCAAACUCAUGAAGGAAUACGUCUCUAAAGCGCUGUAUAGCCUGGCUAACGGCUUCCCCCCGGCCUCUUUCAGCUUGAUCCACUUCUCCUGCAAGAUCACCAGGUGGUGUGACCGCUCCGUGACUUGUAAUCCAGAGACCGUCGCUCAAGCUAUUUCUUGGGUUCAUUCCUUAGAGAACGAAUCCAACGACCUCCUCACAGAAGCCCUCACUGCAGCCUUUGAGGACACAGCGUGCCAGACUGUGUAUCUGGUGAUCGAUUCUCUCCCAGGCCGAGUGUUACAGGAAAUCUACAGCUUGACGGCUACACACAGAUCAGCCUGCUCAGUCAAUGUGAUUUAUCUGCUGGAGGAACCGUACAGCACUCAGGUGCAAGGAUCCUUCAGGAUGAUUAGUCUGCAUCCCUCACGCCCUUCAGUGCAGGUCACCAACCAUCAAAGCUUACUAAGGCCCCCUUGCUGUAAUCCACCUUGUGCCUCCUCUCUCCCACCUUCUGCUCACUCAGAGGUCCGAAUUCCCCCAAUCAGCUGCAGUUUUACUCCAAAAGAGUUGCCGGGCACAUUUCUAGCAGAGGAAGAUAAUCUGAGCCCUUGCCCUGAAGCUCUCAGCCUUUUAAGAGGAGCCCGAGUCCUGGCACGGAGAGACACAGAUGGCUACUACUACCUGGGACACAUUGCUCACGAGGUGGAGGGCUCAGCGGGUCAUUUCCUAAUUGAAUUUGAGAAGUGCCGAUUGCUGAAAGGCAAAGCCCAGUUUCGAAUGCAGACGACCCCGGUCUGUGACAUCGUCCACUAUGAAGAUGCCCGGUGGAAGCCGUUAGCACCUGGCGACCAUGUCCUGGCUCCUCUGGAAUCCAACAUGGAGCAAUACGGCCCAGGAAUGGUCCUGCAGGGAACAGAGAGCCGCAAUCUCCAUGGUUUAGCCUAUGAGAGCAGUGGGGUUCUAGUCACGUUCUGGAAUGGAAAGACCAAGAGGAUUCCCCCAGGACUUGCAGUUUGGAUCUCGCAACACCUGAGCGAUCGCAUUAUGUUAGAGCUACACAUGCCGCUGGAUAUCCGGAAGAAGUUUGCAGAAUCCGUUCCCGGAUACCCCUUCCUAUCAUUACCAAGCCACAAAGCCUUGAGCCCAGAGACCCACAGUCCUUGCUGUACCUCCGGCUCUCAUUCCUGCAUGUACUGUGGCACCAACCAGGGCUUGUGUAAGAGGUGCUGUGAGCUCGACGAGCAUUGGGCUGCCAUACGCAAGUCUCUGAGCGAGAUCAGCAAAGUGACAAAGGAGAAAACAAACCCAAAGCGUGGAAAGGAGAAACAAGAUGUCCAAUUAAACAUAACCAAUCCUAAGGAAAGGAGAAGUGUCUCUAGAAAGGACACAAGGGAAAUCCAACAGAAGCACAAAGCAGAAUGUUGUAGACCGGUUCUCAAGGAGAAUGGGACACACGUUAAAGACACUCUGCCUAAAAGUGCUCCAGUACAAUCAAAAGGUUCUGCAGAGGACAGCACUUACAUCACAUCCACUUACAAACCUUUAUCCCGCCGGCCUGGGAACAUGACUCUUCUGCAGGAAACUCUGUACAGCAUUAAUAAGGCAAUGAAAGAGGAUCGAUUGGCGCUAGAAGCCGCGAUACGAGAGCGGAGGCCUCGAACUGCUCCAUUAGUACAGAGCCAUGAACUGUACUCACAAAAGACCCAAGAACUGCAAAAGAGAAAGGAAGGUGCUAAAGUGGAUCUUUGGAGGAUGCAAGCAGAGCAGAGAAAGAGAGAGGAGAAGAUCCAGGAGAUGGAGCAGAAGGAGAUGAUGAUGCAGGAAAACAGAAGGUUUCGUUCAGAGCAAAGAAUCCAGCUUGAUGUGGAGAGGAAGCAGGACGAGGUUGGGCUGGAGGCACAGAGAGCAGAAUCUCGCAGGGCGGCAGUUGGAGAGCGGAGCAGGAGGCAGGAAGCAGCGCAGGAGACUGAGCGGAGGAAAGAGGAUCAGAGAGUCCAGUUCUGGACUAAGACUCGACAUGAGAGAGAGGAGUUGGGUCAAGAAAGGACACGCAAAAGCAUCGGGCAGGAGGAGAAUCGACAGCAGCUGCAGAGCAGAAGAGAAGCGCACGAGAGGAAGACGGGAUCCCAUAUCCAGGAACAACACCGACAGCAGCAGCUUCAGGAAGGCUCCAGGAGGAAAGUCUCCAAGAGACUGGAGCAGUUCUACCGCAAAGUGGAGCAGGAAUCUCAGAGGGACCUGGAGAUGCUGAAGCACCUGAAGGAGCACAAUCUCCAGACUCUACGCUCGGCCAUGGUCCAAUAGGAAGGAGGCAGACUGGGAAUGUGACAGCACCCCAAUGUACAGAAUAUGUACCCCUAGAGUUGUCAGCAACUGAUGCAUCGGCCAAAACUGAAAUCAAUCAAGGCCAACGUAAAGGUCUUUUUUUUUUAUAUCAUAAUCUCAAUAUACAGGGCUUUGUUGUUAAAAGGGAUGUUAGCCUUUAAAUGAAGUUUUAGCAUUAAUAAAGUAGCACAGUUUGCAGUU